This is a messenger RNA of Liolophura sinensis, 8681 nucleotides long. RefSeq names its product adhesion G protein-coupled receptor L2-like. Gene Ontology annotation, molecular function: G protein-coupled receptor activity; carbohydrate binding. The record is from RefSeq and is a predicted model, not a curated record. Gene Ontology annotation, cellular component: plasma membrane. Gene Ontology annotation, biological process: G protein-coupled receptor signaling pathway; cell surface receptor signaling pathway. The coding region runs from base 399 to 4451 and encodes 1350 amino acids. NCBI's taxonomy places the organism in Eukaryota, Metazoa, Mollusca, Polyplacophora, Chitonida, Chitonidae. The transcript has 27 exons.
UCGAUCGUUAGUUUGUGUUUUCUGUUCCACUAACCGUUAAAUUGUUUAACAGAGAGUUUUGUCAGUGAUAGCUGGUGAGUCUGAAGGAGAUAAUUUACCUGGCGAAGAACUGAUCUAUCGUAUUUGUGUGAGUCACCGUAGUAGAGAAUCGAGCAGACGAAGAGUUGAGAAGCUCGCGAGUUGAUCGGCCCGUGUAUUAUCCGCCAUACUGACAAGAGUAAGGCUAUUCACCUGAGUGAGAAGUCAGAUAGCAACGGACCAACUCUCACAGGGAUAACUGCCACCCCUGGAGACCUGCAUCUUGAGGAGCUGCCCCUGUGUGUCAGGAUCAAUGUAGCCUGUGGGUAACAACUUCACCUGAAACUGGGAGAGUCCGGGAGGUUGUAAAAGCCCACAGAAUGGCUUUCAGGUGGGACAGGAGCAUGAGGUUUAGCUGCUUCACCUGUCUCCUGGAACUGAUCAUUUCCUUGUUACUCAUCACCACAGACAGCCCAGCUUUGGCAGAGAAGACAUUUAAUCAGAGGAAUGCAAGUUCUUCCUCAAUGCACGCGCCCGGCGUCACACUUCCACGUAGAGGAGCCGAUUUCCUCAGCAAGUUCUUCCCCAACGAAAGAACUUGGUUAAACCGACCCAAGGACCAGCGAACUGCUUAUGCCUGUGAAAAAACACCUCUCCAGAUUGAAUGUGAUGCCAACAAAGGGGAGGUAAUCCGGAUUAUCCGCGCAAACUAUGGCCGCUUCAGUAUUACCAUCUGUAACCCUCAUGGGGUGACACAGGGCUGGAACCUUCAGUGUAUGUCACUGAGAUCCCUGAAGAUUGUCUCAGACAGGUGUGAUGGCUGGACACGCUGUAAAAUAGUGACCAACAAUGACCUGUUUGGUGACCCCUGUCCUGAUACCUACAAAUACCUACAGGUCCAGUACCGCUGUGCUAAAGAGCCCCCUCCUUCAACACGACUCAUACGGACAACAACAACUACUACCGUCACAACGACAGAAUACGUAGAGACCACUCCAUUUCCUUCUCCCACAUCCACUAUCCCACCCCCUCCCACCACCCAAACUCACCCUCCCACCACCCGGGCCCACCACUCCACCACACUGUCUAUACUCACCCACAGUCCUACUCCAGCUCUGCCUCCAGGUGGUCCAGAACAGAAAACAACGACAACACCCCCAACUCCACACAGACCACCGUCCCCUGUUACAACGACGACCACACCCAAACCACAGACCUCCACACCCAAGUCUGGCCCGUCCACCAACUCUAAGGGGCCUCUGCCCAUUGAGCUAACCUUCUGUAAGGAGACAGUGCGUGGAGGCCAGCAUUGGCCAACGACCAAUGUGGGCAUCAAGAGUGUCCUUGACUGUCCAGGCGACCUGAUUGGUGUCGUGGCGUGGGAAUGUGGUCGCUAUGGAUGGGUGGGAGAGCCUGAUGAUAGUGGCUGUAAAUCACCAUGGUUACAGGAUGUUAUAGAUGAGGUGAAAAAGAACCAAUCAGUUGAAGUGGUCAUGGAUAAAAUUGAAGACCUGACAUCCAAGAAUAUUUUGAAACCAACUGAUUUGAAGAUAACCACGUCCAUUAUGAACAAGAUGGCAGAGAGACUGAAGGCUGAGAAGUCAUCCAGUCCAGCUAUUGUUCAGAAAACUGCCAGUGAGAUGGUCCAGUCGGCCAGUAACCUGUUGGCUGGUAAACAGCGGGACUCGUGGGCAGACCUGGAUGAAUCAGACCGGACCCGUGUGGCCACAUCACUGGUCAUCACUGUGGAGGACGCUGCCUUUGCCGUGGUCAAUACGGUGGACACACAGACGACCUCUGAUGACAAUAUAUUUGUGGAGGUGAAUGUGAUCAAGACGAUGAACCAGGACCUCACCCUGCCCUCCUCCCCACCCAGGGGGCGCUCAGUAUGGGCAGACAACUCUGACUCCAUCACCAUCCCUAAGGAGAGCCUUCAGCAACAUAGCCAGAAUGGUAAGGUGUCUGUGGUCUUCAUUGCUUACAAUAAUCUGGCUGAGUGGAUGAGCCCUGGGGAUACUGACCUAUCCACCGGUCAGUCAGAGAGUGGCCUGGGGGAGAGAAUCACAGACACAGAGGUGCGGACUUCCAGCGGGAACACCACCCACAAGUGGGCAGUCAACACCAAGAUCAUCUCCACUUCUCUGAAUGAGAGGACUGCCUCCGUACCACUGACAAAACCAGUCACCUUUGUCCUGCAGCACACUAAUAAAAGCAUUAACCUGAGUCCAAAGUGUUGUUACUGGAAUUACUCUGACACAUCUAAGCUGGGUCACUGGGCAGAGGCUGGGUGUAGACUGAUCACCACCAAUCAGACCCACACUACCUGUGAAUGUGACCACCUCACUAACUUUGCUGUUCUCAUGGAUGUAGCAGGUACCAUGCUGCCUGCCCACCACGAGCUUCCCCUACAGGUCAUCACAUAUGCCGGCUGUCUAAUCUCCAUCUUCUGUCUCAUCCUAGCCUUCAUCACCUUCUUCAUCUUCAAAAACCUUCAGUGUGACCGGAACACCAUUCACAAGAAUCUGGUGCUGAGUCUGCUUAUAGCGGAGUCCAUCUUCCUGGCUGGAAUACAGCAGAGUGAAACUCAGAUUCUGUGUGCGGUGAUUGCGGGCCUCUUACACUUCUUUUUCCUGGCCUCGUUUGCCUGGAUGUGCCUGGAGGGGAUUCAGCUGUAUGUCAUGCUGAUUGAGGUGUUUGAGGCGGAGAAGUCGCGCGUCAAGUGGUACUACCUCUUUGGUUACGGUCUUCCUGCCAUCAUUGUGGGUAUAUCAGCAGCUGUGGACCACCAGGGCUACGGGACAGAGCGUCACUGCUGGCUGAGAACAGAUACUUACUUCAUCUGGAGUUUUGUGGGACCUGUGGCUGCUGUAAUUACGGUAAAUAUUGUGAUGUUGAGUAUCGCGGUGUACAUGAUGUGUCGCCAUGCCACAACAGUGCCAGCCAUCAGGUCAAAGGAAAAACCAAAAAUGGAGAAAUACAGCAGCCAGGAUGUUGAGAGUGGUGUCAGUCAGCCUGGACUAUAUGGUUGUGACCCCAAGGUCAAACGCGUUUCUGAUGUCCCUGAGUAUUCUUGUGGGAGCAUGGACCGGCUACAGCCCUCAGCCAGUGAUGGCUCCAUGCAUCUGUAUGAGCGACUGGCGUGGAUCAAGGGUGCAGCUGUACUCGUGGUAUUGCUUGGGCUUACCUGGUCAUUUGGCAUCCUCUACAUCAACGAGAACACUGUGAUCAUGGCCUACUUGUUCACCAUCCUCAACAGUCUGCAGGGUCUCUUCAUCUUUGUCUUCCACUGCCUCAUGAAUGAGAAGGUACAGAAGGAGUACCGUAAAGUGGCGAGGAGAACAUCCUGGUUACCGGACUGCAUCCGUGUGAAGUAUGGUGGUUACACAGGCUAUAGUCAGUCCACAACGCCUAAUCAGUCCACGUCGUCAGGUGGUAACAAUUACUUUUCCAAGUUAUGGAGUGGUAGAAAGAGAAAGAAGUCCACAUCUUCUCUCCUGGGCAAGUCAAACUCAUCCCCAUCCAGACGGCGUCAGAGUAACAGGCCGAACUCCAGCAGCCAUGAGAGCACUGUCCUGACCCCAAUCUCCAACCAGAACGGCUUCAUCUACACCCCGGGGCAGAACAACGGCCACCAGCAGACCAAUACAGAACACCACAGUGGCAUCAAUGGGGAUCUCUCGGUAGUGGACUGCUCUGUGGUGGAUAGUGAGUUCGUGAGUGAGUACUGUCAGGAGAAUAUGAAGGCCCACAAGGACACUCCGCAGAAAGUUUCCCCGUAUAAUGCCGACGAGUCCAUCUACCAUGUAUACGAGGAGCCCAUGUUCCGCAAUAAGAAACCCCUGAACAACUCUGAUGACUCCAUCAUCAAGAAUCGCCUAUCCUUCAUGUCCACUGACACCAAAGACGGCAUACAUUACUCUGAGGUGAGUGACGAGGAGCUGUUCAGGAUGACCGAGAAAGAGAAAAGACUGAGUGAGUACGAGAGAGAACCCCUGGUAUUUGCCAGCAAAUCAGAACGACAGCUGAUCAGCGAAAAGGUUGGAGGAUCGCCAGGGCCUCCGGGGAACAACAGACGCACACGAGAAACGUCGCCAUCCCUGACAGACCUUGGUCCUGACACCAAGGCAGAAAAUGACAAGAAUCUCAGCACACCUAACUUGAAGUACAAGGAGACCCUGAAAAGGGAGGUGUCUGCUAAAGGUGACCCAGGGGCGGAUGACCCCCUACUGCAGCCUCAGUCCAGUUUACCAAACCUCUCUGCUGUGGAUGAGGAAAUGGAACGGGAAUUGUCUUUCGGGUCAUUUGAUGCCUCGCCCACUGGUGGAUCAAAAGCUGCCAAGCUGACGGGGAAGAAAGUGACGAGGUUAAACUCUGACGCACAGACAAAGCAUGACCCACAUAGGUUCAAGCUGAAUACUUCUAGUGACUGCUGACCUGCUUCAUACAAUGACGCAGAUCAUUUUCAAGAAGCCAGUCAGUGUACAGGGCACAUGUAAUGACUAUGCAUCCUGAAUGGGUGAUGACUGAACUCAGUGUAAGGUUCAGUGUAUCAGUAUAAGGUAUGGUUGAAACCACUUGACAGAACGGAGAGUACAAUGCAACAGACAUUGAGCUGAAACCAGAAAUUGAGAGUACAUUGCAACAAACCUUGGGCUGAAACCGGAAAUUGGGUGUACAAUGCAACAGACAUUGAGCUGAAACCAGAAAUCGAGAGUGCAUUGCAACAAACCUUGAGCUGAAACCGGAAAUCGGAAGUACAAUGCAACAGACCUUGAGCUGAAGCCAGAAAUUGAGUGUACCAUGCAACAAUUUGCUGAAGUACUCAACAUGUAUUGCAGCUGGAGGAUAAGGUGAUAGAUUGAAGAAAGAUGUCCCCCUUGUGCUCAGAGUUUGUUGCAGAUCUUGUGACAAUACGUACCAAUAAGAGGAUACAUACCAAACAGGAGGCUGGAUUGUGUUGGAGCAGCUACCUUUAACAAAUAUUGUGCAAUUCCUUGGAGGGUUUUCCUACAGGACACAGGAACCAGAGGUGUGCAAGAGUGUUGUGAAGUGGUCCAGAAACAUUCCAAGCAUAUAGACUUCACUGAUCUGAAAUCAGCAGUGAAUUAGUUACAGGUACGACUUUCGCAUGCAAGUCUCGUUAGAGGUUGAGUGACAACUUAAGAUAUGUCCAGGUGAAGACCCUUAGUUUUGGAUUACCAAUAACAUUCUCUGCAAGAGAAACAAUAAUUUAUUCAGAUUUAUGCAUCUUUUUCACCAGUUGGUAUGUGUACAUGUAGGAAAGUCUGGUUGUUGUUUGCUAUCAGUGUCAUGUGCUUUAGAAGCAAUGACAGUGAACAGUGUUUUUCUGUACAGUGGAACUGUCACUUCCUGCACCCUAUUUGUCCUUCUUGACUGGUGUGACAGCUUUAUAUGUAACAGUUUUCAACUUUCACCAGUCCUAAAGGUUCCAGUAACACUGCAUUCACAUAAUUCUCAGCUCACUUUAAGCAAGGGCUUAUACAUGUAUAGCUGUAUUCUAAUGGAUGUUGUCAAGCUUGAAAUAAAGCCAGACAAAUAAAUAUGGCCAUUGUUCAUGCAAAGCGGGUACUCUUGCUGUGGUAUCCAGUAUAGGCACAUGUACUUCAUAGAUCAUGUGAACAUGGAAUUCUAUACAUGCAUAAAUUACAAUUAAUUAAUGAGUUAAUUAUGUUUUGGGAGAAGAGGGGAGGGGUGUGAGUAGUAGACUUGAUACACCUAAUUCUGAUGAAACAAACAAGGGUAGAGAGAGAAAAGUUAAUAAGACUUUUACAAAAUACAGUACGUAUUUUUCAAGAGUGCGUGUGAAACUAAAAUUCCUCUGGCUGUUGCAAGCCUAGUACUGUUAAUCUUUUUGCUAUAGAACCAAAGACUGCCUCUGUUGUAAGGUGUUAGCUGUUAGCCUGCUGGCGUUGUCAUUGUUAUAAUUGAAAGUCUAUCGCCUGUUAUCAGAGAAAGAUACUAUUGUAAGGCCACAGUACAUCUUUUGUAGUCCAUUUAGUAUUAAAAGUAUGACAACUCUUUGAUCUGACUCUUUAGUGCGUCCAAAUUGUCAUUCAUAUUGCUUGGUGUCAAAUUUUAUGCAAGCGUCCAUGUAUUAUAUUGUAUAUUGUUGGGUUGUAAUGUUGUGUUUGUACAUAUUGUUGGUGCUGACAAAGUCUGUAUAUGAUCUGUUGAUUAAUGUUUCUCUUUGGUAUUGUAUGUAAAAAAUGUUUUAUCCUAUUUUUUUACCAGUAUGAACAUUUUUUUUUAAAUUAAGUAUUAUUGUUUCACGACAACAAAUAGUAAAUUUAUAAUCAAGGUCAAGUUUCCUUGAAAUAACAUUUUUUUUUCUAGCAUGAACACAGCCAUUAUUUUUAAGAUUUUUGUAUAGAUUUUUAUAUCCACUUGGAGUCCUUUAAAAUAAAUACAUGUACAUUAGUAUGAUAGUUGUCAUCCUCCUUUGAAACAAUCUUGCAAUAUUGUUACUGUGUAUUCUUAAUUAAAGUGUACAUCUAUGUAGACGUACAUUUUUGUAUUAAAUAUGAAGCAAACUUGGGGGACAAAGAUUAUGAGGGACCUCCCUGAAUUAUGUCCUUCACGUACCCUUCGUGUGUUAAGUUGACCUCUGUGUAUUGGAGACCUAUGAUUAGACUUGUCUGUAGCACCAUAGCUAUGCAUGUAGAUCGUGGCAUGUCUAUGGAUGCUCAUCUUAUAUCGAGCCAUACAUGUCCUCAACUGUGCUACCACGUUUGUCACCUACAUGCAGUCAUACUUUGGCAAUGUAGCCAUACUUGUCUCUGGCAAUUUAGCUAUACUUGUCUUUGCAAUGUAGUCAUACUUGUCUUUGGCAAUGUAGCCAUACCUGUCUUCGUUAAGACAAUAGAAUGAUACAUGUGGAUGAUGUUACAGAUCUUUAUGUUUUUCCACAUGAAACUACAUGUGCAUUGGUUUCAUGAAAGUUUCCUACUUUUGAAGAGGUAAAUUUGUUGUAUCGCUUAUGGUUGUGCCAUUCACUGUCUUCAUAAAACUUUUCAUCAUUCCAUCUAUUUUACUGCUUUCUUGCCGAUUUAUGCAAUUUAUGAUGGAUGCUUUUCAUUUUCUAUCAGUGUCAGUAUUUCUAUUGGAAAAGCGGAUAUAUGUUUACAUAUAUACCAGUGUGUCCUAACCGACAGUACCCUAGGUGAAGGUCUCCGUUCUCCAGUUAACCUUUUAGCUGAGGUCCUGUUACAGUGGUUGUGAGACAGCUCUAAAGUGGUGGUAGAAAAAGGUUUCCAUCAGCAAGGUUGUGACGAUACUAGCAUGCUUGAGACCAUGGCAGAAUUGUGGUAGAGGAGGUCCAAGCUAGGUUUAGAAGCAGCCGUAGGGUGAAGCUAAUAGGUGUGAACACGAAGCUUCAUAUUGAGUGGUAGGCCGGGGGAUGCUGUUCCCGCCAUCUGUUCAGUGGUGUUCACAAGACGCUUCUGCAUACGACUUUCCUGAAAGGUGUCAUUUGUACCUAGAAAUCUAGUCCAGUGAAACAAGGCAUAAGCUUAAAUUUGAUAUAUACUCACUCAAAAAAGGAAAUGUAUAGGUAGCUCAUGGUGGAGACAGUGAAUGCUGAGGUGAGCGCCCACUUGUGACCUGUAUGAUGUCGUGUGAAUGAGCUGCUUCUGCUCAUUGCUGAUUACUGACAUUUGGACUGUAAUAUGGUUGAAAAUGGUAGCUUGUUUAAAUUGGAAUUAUCUGACUUCGAAUUGAAGCAGAUUUAUCAUGUCAAAGUUUCCAUAUGCAUUUCUUUUUUGGCACCCUUUACACCGUAGGUGUACAACUUUUGCUGUGGUUAACUAUACCGGUUUAAAACCUCAGAGGCUGUAUUCAAAAUAUUGCAACUUUUUGCCAUUGCUAAUUCGCUCAAAAGAUAGUCUAUCACAGUUAAGCUUACAGCAUUAUGCGUGUUAUAAGAUCCUGUUUAUUUAUAAUAUGGGAUAGUUUGACAUCUGCCUGAAAAAGCACGUCAUUGUUUUACAUAGUCAGAAAUGCAUUUCAAGUUUCAACGUGUAAUGCAGCUUCUAAUCUUCCUGCUAUGUUAAUUCCAUACACAGCCCACCCUGGUAUAGCUACGGAAUGGUCUUCGUGGUAACACCACACCAGUUACUUCGUAGAUGAGAAGAGGAACUCGUAUAAAUAACGCGAGGUUUUCAUCUGUAGCAAUGGAUGUGUACGAUUUGAAAGGUACAGAUUCAGAAAGCAAAGUUGAUCUCAUUAACUGGCAGAAACUUUUGAAAGGUACGAAUUUAGCCAGCAACGUCAAAUAUGCUCUAUACUGUCCGUUGCUUAACAUUGAUUGUAUUGUUUAUUAUAGUUCACCCAAGUCAUUUUAUUUACGUACGUACAUAAUAGUGUCCAUCCCUGUAUCAUUAAAUGUGUACAUCUCGUAGAAAGGAUUAGCAAUCUGGUUAGACUCAUGGCAUGGUCACACAUAUAGUUCGUCUGCUGCCUUCAGCUUUUACGUCCGAUUUGAUCAUUUCAGCCCAUCCAUAUUUACAAAAGCAUUAUUCUCUAUAUUGUCAAUUAUAUUUCAUUUCCCGCUUAAUACAAUGUGUCAAGUGUCCAGGGUUUUGUAGUGUAGAACUUAGCAAAGCCCACGGGUUGUGAAUUUUCCGAGAAAUAAAUCUUUUUGUCGC